This is a messenger RNA of Liolophura sinensis, 1022 nucleotides long. RefSeq lists its product as uncharacterized. The transcript has 4 exons. NCBI's taxonomy places the organism in Eukaryota, Metazoa, Mollusca, Polyplacophora, Chitonida, Chitonidae. The record is from RefSeq and is a predicted model, not a curated record. The coding region runs from base 165 to 746 and encodes 193 amino acids.
CAAAUUGCACAACACGUUCACCCUUUAGCUCCGCCCACAGGUUGGACAAAACUCCGACAUGGCUGAUACAGUACUGCGUGACGCGUGAAACUGGUGGCAGAAGUCUAAGUAAACUCAGCCUCAAGACAUCCUAUAUACUGUCUGAAUGUUUGCCUCUUGUGAAAAUGGUGAAGCAUUGUUCAUAUGGGACUUGCAAAUCUGAUAGCAGGUACCCGGAAAAGUUAGGAGGAGCUAAAUUUAUUCCUUUCCCGAAGCCAAAGUCUGACCUGCAAAAAUGCCUGCGCUGGAUAGCUUUGUGUUGCCGUCCACAUUCCCAUCUCAACGUGGAAAAAAUAACUAAGCAUAUAUAUAUUUGUUCAAAGCAUUUCAUAUCUCUCAGUGGACCUAAUGAAGAAUAUCCUGAUCCAAAUGAUGCUUUAAGUGGGGAAUUUAGAAAAUCACGCCGCCAUGUAUCAUAUGCCCAGAACAACACAUUAUCUGUUUCCAGCAAUAGUGAUAUUACAGACUCAUCACCACCAGAAGGUUCUUCUCACAGUUGUGAUUCUGCAAGCCAGACUGAAGAACAGAUCUAUUCUGAGUUGGAUGUGUUCUCCAUGGUUGCAAGAAUCAGGCAGCUGGAAGAGGAAAACAAUAAAUUGAUCAGAGACUUUGCCAAGAGGGAACUUCUAAAUAUUAAUAAGUGCGAUAAACAGUGUCAGACUGAGGAAUUUAAACAGAGAGGUUACCCUAACAGCAGCUCCUACUGAAUUGACAAAGGGUUUAACCUGGUUCUCUCAGCCAAUUAGUGAUGCUCUACAGGCCAAUAAACUGGGCUGCACAGGCUGGUCACUGAUGAGAGGAAGGAUUUUACACUGCUGUUCACACUGCAGUUAAUAAUUACCUAAGUGUUGGUAUAGAACAACACACUGGCCUUUUUCGGCGAGGUGUUGGCCUUGGUUUAGCGAAAACUAUUGCAGCUACGGGCUCGGCAUUGAUCUUUGGGCCCCGCGGUUUGUGCCACUGUUGAGGCAAACUGGUACAAG